Molecule: messenger RNA, 1275 nt
Organism: Phycodurus eques (leafy seadragon)
Lineage: Eukaryota; Metazoa; Chordata; Actinopteri; Syngnathiformes; Syngnathidae
Product: G-protein coupled receptor 4
Exons: 2
Coding region: 105-1046 (313 amino acids)
Biological process (GO): positive regulation of Rho protein signal transduction; phospholipase C-activating G protein-coupled receptor signaling pathway
Cellular component (GO): membrane
Molecular function (GO): G protein-coupled receptor activity
Source: RefSeq, a predicted model, not a curated record
GACUACACCUGCUUGUAUCGCUUUAGAGUCCACGGAGAGCCUCGGCCUCAGUGAACCAACCAGCGCUCUACACCUACACACCAUAGAAAUAUGAAUCCGCCGCCAUGGCCGCCGACGCAUCGUGGCCGACGCCGGUGAGCGCGACGGCGCGACUCAACCUGACGGGGAAAACCUUCAGCGUGUUCGACGGCUGCGACUCGCAAGUGGAGGGCAUCCUGUUCGACCUGACGCUGCAGUGCGCCAACGUGGUGGUGGGCGUCCCCGCCAACAUCCUGGUCAUCACCGUGCUGGUGUGCAACCGCAAAGAGCCGGCCACCUCCGACAUCUAUCUGGGCUCUCUGGCCUUCCUGGACGCCUACUUCGGCUUCAUGACGCCCGUCAGCUUCCUCAACCUCUACCUCUGGCAAAGCAAGGCGGUGUGGUCGGCUCUCAAGUUCUCCUACGGGGUGAAGGACACCAGCGGGCCUCUGUUCCUCUCCUGCAUCUGCCUGGAUCGCUUCUUGGCCGUGGUCUUCCCGCUGGCGUUCGGCCGGCUCAAGCACGUCAAGUACCGGCUGGGCCUGUCCGCGCUGGUCUUCGGCCUCACCUUCGCCUACUCCGCCGCCAAGGUGGCGGGCGGCCUGCCCGACUUCGAGAAGGUGUUCACCGGCGAGAUCCUGACCGCGUUCACCUGGAUGGUGGUGUGCAACGCCAGCAUCCUGUGGGCCCUGAAGAAGUCGGGCGGGGUCGGGAAGGACGACAUGCGUCCCAUGAAGAGGAAGGCGUUCAAGAUCGUGCUGUCCCUCCUUUGCGUCGUGGUGGCCAACUACCUGCCGCCCGUGGCCCUGUUCCCCUUCGAGGACUACUACUCGCCCGACGUCUUCCGCUGCUACGUGCAGCCCGUGGGCUUCGCCUUCCUCAACAUCAGCAGCACCAUCCAGCCUCUGGUCUACCUGUCCCGCCUGGAGAAGCUCCCCUUCCUGCCGGACGCCUGCGUCCCAAAGUGCUGCCCCUGUGUCGCCGGGGACCGAGACAAAACACCGCCUGCGCAAAACCCGGCGGACUAAAGAGAACGCUUUUAAAGCCAGCCCUCCUCUUAAUUCUUUGUAGUGUGUUAUACAGGGACUAUAAAAAGUCGACACACCCCUGUUCGCGUUCAUCUAUAAACACUUCAUUCAACAAAGCAUGGAUGUUUGUUUUGUUUUUUUAAUGGUCUUCUGAAAAUGUGUCUCUGAGCGAGUCGUUCUGCCCUUCCGAUGUUGUCAAACUUGCGCAAGGUAAGCAGAGCUGCAUGGA